UGCUCGAAAGAGGGGAAAGCAAACAAUUUUCAGGCCCGCCGCGUCUAGCAAAAAAUAUGAGAAAAAAAUUAUUAAAAAUUCAGAAAAUAGUUGAAAGUGAAGAAAAACCCGACAGAAAGGAUGUUAAAGCGACCGGGGCCCCUGAGUCCAGGCGGUGUUGAGCACAUAAAACUGGAUAGAACAAUUGCAUCAGUACUAGUUGGGCACUGCGCCCCUGUCCAUGUAGCUGCUCAGCCCUAGAGUGCCAUGGCCACGGGAACCCAGGGCCACCGCGACCACCUCCUGGAGAGAACCAAGCUCGCGCCGCCCGCGGGGAGGCGCAGGAGAGCAGAGGGGAGGCCCAAGAAGAAUUUCUCUUGCCAGGAGUGUCAGAAGGCUUUCAACAGUCUGGAGAAGUUGAAGGUGCACUCGUACUCUCACACAGGAGAAAGACCGUACCGCUGCUCACACCCCGACUGCACCAAGGCUUUCGUCUCCAAAUACAAGCUGCUACGGCAUAUGGCGACUCACUCGCCAGAAAAAAACCACAAGUGUUCAUACUGUGAGAAAAUGUUCCACCGCAAGGAUCACUUAAAGAAUCACCUACACACUCACGACCCCUACAAGGAGGCAUUCGCUUGCCAGGAGUGCGGCAAGAGCUACAACACCAAGCUGGGCUUUAAGCGCCACCUCGCCCUCCACGCCGCCAACAGCGGAGACCUCACCUGCCAAGUGUGCCUGCAGCCAUUCCCCAGCACCGGGGUCCUUCUGGAGCACCUCAAAACACACGCUGGAAAGUCCUCCGGCGGGACCAAAGAGAAGAAGCACUGUUGCGAAUAUUGCGAGCGGCGAUUUUACACCCGUAAAGAUGUGCGGCGCCACAUGGUGGUGCACACUGGACGCAAGGACUUCCUCUGUCAGUACUGUGCCCAGCGCUUUGGCAGGAAGGACCACCUGACACGUCACGUGAAGAAGAGCCACGCUCGGGAGCUGCUAAGGGUCAAAACUGAGCCAGCGGAUUCGCUGGAGCCUGUUGUCUAUGAUAUGGCGUCUGGGGGCAUCAAGGACGAGCUUCCGGGAAUGCUGACAACGAGGCCACACCAGCUUAACCUGUUCACAGGCCCUGUCCUGGACACAGAGCCUUUCCCCACCCCCACACACCCGUUUUCUUUUAAGUACCCACUGGGCUCCAACUUUACCUCAUACAGCGUCUCACAGGAGCGGGAGCAGAAUCUAAGGGGAGAACUGGAGACCUACCUGAUGGAGCUGCAGAGCAGCAUGCCCUCCUCGUCCUCUGCAGCCCAGGAACCGCAACUCUCCUCCUCCAAACUGGAGCUGGAGCCUCAAGGGGGCGUGCUGGAGGAAGUGAGCGAGGGCGUGUCCCUGUCCAAAAUGGCCACCCCGGCGGCAGUAGCCGCCGCAGGCGACUCUCUGGCCUCAUCUGCCUCCCUGAUGGACUUCUCGCAGCUUUUCAACUUCCUGCCACUCAACGGACCCCCGUACAACCAGGCAGGGGGAAGCAGCGGGGGGCAGGGCGUCGCCUAUCCACCCAACGAAGAGCCGGCGCCCCUGGUCCAGCUUCCCGCCCAGCCUCCCGAAGGCCCAGAGGCUGCAGAGAGUCCGCUUCAAAGGCUGCCCUCCUCCUUCAUAUCCAACCUAAGCACACCCACUACACUGCCCCGCUUCCACCAAGCCUUUCAGUGAUCUAGUAUGUGCUUGGCCUGGCACACACACACACACACACACACACACUCAGUCCAACACAAAUACUGACACACAUGUUUAGCUACACAACCACCUCCUCAGACAAUGAAACAAGAUGCUACACGUGUUUGAAGAUAUUAGCACUUCUGUCCAUUUCACAUGACAUGAGCAGACAUAAACACAUGGCGAUCAGCACUGAAAGAAAGAUCACACACACACACACAUACACACACACACACUUUUUAUUGACGAGUUGGAAAAAAAAUUCCCCUCUCUUCCCUAAUGACGUGUUCACAUAAUAGCAGAAAACUGAUCCUCUUGUGUUGUGUGGAUGUGCAAAGACAAUAUCCAAGUUCUUGCUAUUUGCAAGUUUUAAAAUCUAACAUCCUCUCUUGUGAUGAUCAAGAGAAGUAACUAUUUCUAAGACCUACUGGUUACAAUAUACAUAAACAUCUUUAAUCGUAGCACAAGUAUGGAGAAUUCAGCCAUGUGCCGUGCUCACAAAGCUCAACACGCCACAAACACUAUGAUGGAGCAAAAACUGCUCUAAUGUGAACAGGGCUUCGCUGUGUUCGUUUAAACAUGAUUACGUCUUUUGGGAGUUGGAGAAUGUUCACAUAGAUGGAUGCUUAUAGUCAUUUGAUUGCAGUGACAUUUUAUUUUCUUCACUUAACCCCCCAUGCUUUAGAAUUGAUUGGCCUUAGCAAGCAGAUUUUGGGAUGUAUGUUAUUAUUUGGACAGCACUUUGAACUUUCGGAUUUCAUCUGUCACCACAGUUGACCGUUAUUUUACGUCUUUCUUUUUUGUUGUAGGGACCAAACUGUAGUUUUGGGAUGUUUUUUGCCCAUUUACAUCUAUUUAAUAAAUCAAAUACCAUCAAUGACAGCAGACCAUUUUCCAAAGCAGACCAAAUGUUGGGAGAUUUGUUUUUGCAAUGUUCCAGGCAGCUUUUGUGUUUCAUUCAUUUCUAAUCAGUAUGGAGUAGACUAUUCACAGGAGUCAGCUAAUCUGUUACAGUGAUCUUAUCUGCUUGUAUUUUUGUUAGUACCAUCACAGUAAUGUAGGUGCUUGCAUUAUGCAAUUACUUACACGGUCACCUUGUCAGCAGCAACAGACUGAUUUCAAAUCUCUCCAAUAAGUCGUGAAAUGAUAGGAAAACAAUGGCUUCCUGGAAUUUUGGAAAACUCAAUCCAAACAUCUCAAAGUCAAAAAGUCAAAAUAUGCAAAACAUCUAUCUGGUCCUUUUGAUCAAUCCCUAACGUAGAAGUUCAUUCAAACGGUUAUAGACAAGUGUAGAAACUACUGAGCAACAGUAUUACAGGUUCCCUUUU
This is a messenger RNA of Etheostoma cragini (Arkansas darter), 3014 nucleotides long. RefSeq names its product pleiomorphic adenoma gene 1 (gene plag1). The coding region runs from base 247 to 1683 and encodes 478 amino acids. Gene Ontology annotation, cellular component: nucleus. The record is from RefSeq and is a predicted model, not a curated record. The transcript has 3 exons. NCBI's taxonomy places the organism in Eukaryota, Metazoa, Chordata, Actinopteri, Perciformes, Percidae.